Pocillopora verrucosa is the source of this 968-nucleotide messenger RNA. NCBI's taxonomy places the organism in Eukaryota, Metazoa, Cnidaria, Anthozoa, Scleractinia, Pocilloporidae. The record is from RefSeq and is a predicted model, not a curated record.
AAUGGCCUCUUUGUAUCUCAUGAACCUCGCUAUUGCUAAAAAUCCGUGCAAGACAGAAGUUAGCGUACCUGGAAUGGCUCUCAAAGGAUUCGUCUUUAAAAAGGUCCCAGUAUCAGCUCCUCAUGUGUGCGAUAUCACCUGCGAGAGGGAAACGAUAUGUCAAAGCUACAACUAUGUAAUUGGCGAAAAGUCCUGUGAAUUGAACUCCCGAACCAAGGAAGCAAGGCCCGAGAAUUUCCAGCCAGAUGAUUUUCGCUUUUACAUGGGACGCAUUAGUGGUAGAACCCCCUUAGGGUCUAUUCCCGAACUAACAGCGUUAUCGUGCCAAGAAAUAAAAUUAAGUGAAGGUAAAGACAGCAUCAGUAAAAAGUAUUGGUUGGAUCCAGCUAAUGUCGGGAGUUCAGAGUUGGUUUACUGCGACAUGAUUUUGGAAGACAUCGAUGAAUGCAAAGGCAGCAAUAACGUUAAUUGUGACGAAAAUGCAAACUGCUCCAAUACUGUUGGGUCUUAUAAUUGCACCUGCAAAGACGGAUUUACUGGGGAUGGUCACUCGUGCUCAGUCGAUCCUUGCUAUCAUUACUCAAACCUGAGUGAAGCCAAUCGAAACAAAGAUUACAGAACUCCGCAAUUUGGACCAGUGUUCUGUGACGACCAACUCUUUGAGGAGUGGUAUCGUUUUGUGGGAGAUGCUGGAACAAAAAUGCCAACAACGCGUGUGUCAGCACUCAGAUGUGGUACAGACUGGUCAGGCUGGUUGAACGGUGCUCAUCCUACACUGGAAGAUGGCGAAGUUUACAGAUAUGUCUGCUUUAGUGAUCACUCUGCUGGUUGUAAAUCCUCAAAAACUAUUUUAGUAAAAAACUGUGGAUCCUACUUCAUCUACAGGCUUUACCCACCUAGUUGUAACUCACGCUACUGUGGUACAGACUGAAUGUGAAGCAAAUAUACUUCGCGUAGUAAGAAGACUC